AUGGCGUCGUCGGGAAGAGAGCUCAAGGUCAGGUUCCAAGAGCCCAGCAUUGUCAUCCAGCGCAAAGAGAACGACGCACGCAACCAGGCUCAAGAGGCGAACGCUCACUUGCAAGCUCUCCGCCUGACUAGCAACAGGCUCGCCUUGUCUUUGAGCAGCUCCCUGAAUGGAGUCCAUCAAACCCUCAAGGAGAUUAAAGCCGAUGUCAAAGUGGGAAGUCGCGAGCUCAUCCACCGGAACAAGACUACGACGUUCAAGUGCUUCGCCCGCCUCCCCUUUGAGAUCAGGGAACUGAUCUGGGAGUUUGCCAUGCCCAACCGGCUCAUCACCUUUGCCCACCCACCCAGCAAGUGGACUCUGAACAGACGUCUCUCCUUGCUCCCACACCCGCAGACCAUCCCUUUCGGACACAACGGCAUCAAGCAAGCGCAGGCGUCGUUCGCGCUCCUGCGCGUCUGCUACGAAGCCCGGCUCGUGGCCCUCCGCCACCUCCACCGCACCAACACGGUCCGCCACCCGCUGCAGCCCGAGGACCCGACUCCGCGGCCGACGCAGUUCCGCCGCGCCGCGCCCGGCACCGACUUCCGGCGACCGAGCCACCACGACCCGUUCAACCUCGAUGCCGACGCCGUCCUCAUGCCGAUCCGCGACACGGCGCGCGGCCGCAGCUUCCGCGACCCGCGCGUCCGCCACCUCCUCAACACGCGCCACCUCGUCGUCGCCAUCACCGAGAAGCCGCGCAAGCUGCAGUGGGAGGAGGCCGGCCGCGGCACCUGGCGCCGCCGCCUCGCGCCCUGCCUGCCCGACGCGCCCUGCCCGCACCCGGCCACCUGGGGCGCGCCCGUCUCGUUCGAGGACACGCGCGUGCCCGAGGACGACCACCUGCUCGGCCACUUUGCCGACCUCGAGACCGUCACCUACGUCUUCCGCCCGUACCGCCUGCGCCGCGCGCGCCGCCGCCAGCCGGCCCCCGUCGUGGGACCGCGCGCCUACGUCGUCUACGCGCGCGACCCGACCGCCGGCUACGCGGACCAGCUGCGCGAGCUCUACGGCAGCGAGGGCCCCGUGCGGACGGCGCGCGUGUGGAACGGCGUGCUGCCGGACUGCUUGGAGGGGGACAGGGUGCAUCCCACGGCGCUCGUGCGCAUCGGCCGCGUCGUCGACCCGGACGAGUGGAAGGAGACCCUGAGCGAGGCCGCUUGGACGGCGGCGAGGCUUGUCUGGCUCGUCCUGGUCAGGAUGCCCGUGUUUGUGCUGCUGAGCCCCUUCGUCUCGGGGUCCGCCGCCUGGGACGUGUGCUUCGUUUCCGGCUGGCUUGGAGAAUUGAUUUGA
Verticillium dahliae VdLs.17 is the source of this 1332-nucleotide messenger RNA. RefSeq lists its product as uncharacterized. The coding region runs from base 1 to 1332 and encodes 443 amino acids. The transcript has 2 exons. The record is from RefSeq and is a predicted model, not a curated record. Lineage: Eukaryota; Fungi; Ascomycota; Sordariomycetes; Glomerellales; Plectosphaerellaceae.